Polyodon spathula (Mississippi paddlefish) is the source of this 1506-nucleotide messenger RNA. Its product is annotated as stromelysin-3-like. Gene Ontology annotation, cellular component: extracellular matrix. Lineage: Eukaryota; Metazoa; Chordata; Actinopteri; Acipenseriformes; Polyodontidae. The transcript is spliced from 7 exons. Gene Ontology annotation, molecular function: zinc ion binding; metalloendopeptidase activity. The record is from RefSeq and is a predicted model, not a curated record. Gene Ontology annotation, biological process: extracellular matrix organization; proteolysis; collagen catabolic process. The annotation marks the transcript as partial.
ACUUACAAGAUCAUGCGUUUUCCAUGGCAGAUGAGCAAAGCGAAAGUGCAGCAGGUUCUCACGGAUGCCCUGAAGGUUUGGAGUGAUGUCACGCCUCUGACUUUUACAGAAAUUAGCGAAGGACGGGCGGACAUUAUCAUCGAUUUCACAAGGUACUGGCAUGGUGACAACCUCCCCUUUGAUGGCCCUGGUGGGAUUCUGGCCCAUGCCUUCUUCCCCAGGACGCACAGGGAAGGAGAUGUCCACUUCGACUAUGACGAGACCUGGACAGUUGGGAACAACAUGGGUACGGACCUACUUCAGGUGGCGGCUCACGAGUUUGGCCACGUUCUGGGGCUGCAGCAUUCCCUGGAGCCGGGCGCAGUGAUGUCACCCUUCUACAGCUUUUCGUACCCACUGACGCUGAGCGAGGACGACAAGCGUGGGAUCCAGUACCUGUACGGCCUGCCUCCCCGCCUGGCCCCGCCCCAAACCACCACUGAGACCAAUGAGAUCAUCCUAGCAGUGAGUAGUGACACUCCCACUCAACACUUCAACCAGCCGGACGCCUGCGAGACUAACUUUGACGCAGUGUCGAUGAUCCGGGGCGAGCUCUUCUUCUUCAGGUCACGCUAUGUGUGGCGCUUCAGGAACGGACGGCUGCAGGAGGGCUACCCUGCGCUGGCAUCGCGUCACUGGAGGGGCAUUCCAGAGCACAUCGAUGCUGCCUUUGAAGACGGGUCUGGGAAUAUCUGGUUCUUUCAAGGUCAUAGCUACUGGAUCUACGAUGGGGAAAGGCAGGUUUCAGGGCCCAACUCGGUACAAAGCUUGGGGCUGCCGGUCUCCGAUAUCCAGGCAGCUCUGAUGUGGGGCCCCGAGAAGAACAAGAAGAUUUACUUCUUCAAGAGCGGCAGCUACUGGCGCUUCAACCCUGCCAUGGAGCGAGUGGAUGAGGUGUACCCACGCAGCAUCCUGGACUGGAGGGGAAUCCCCAUGGAUAUCGACGCAGCUUUCCAGGACAGCUACGGGUACGCCCACUUUCUUCAGGGCAGCCAGUACUGGAAGUUUGACCCAGUGGCUGUGAAAGCACUGGAGGGAUACCCUCGUCUGAUUGGACAGGAUUUCUUUGGUUGCCGUGGCUCACCUAACGACUAACGAUAAGAACAUCUCAAGAGAUGUCCUGAGAGAUUGACAUUUUAUAACAAAUGGGUACUGGUACUAGUCUUUGAAUCUUUACCUAAAUGAUCUGAAGUGACCUGUUUCAUUGGGGGGGGGGGGGGGCAUUGUCAACGGAUUGAGACCCAUCUUAUUUGUGACAGGCCAGCACACGAGGUCUUCUUUUCACCUGCCACAUCUGGUAACAUGUUAUCCUUACUGGUACUUCUAAAAAGGGAGAAGCUGAUAUAACAGUACUCUAUAACUCAAGGUGCUUAAUUCAUUUGGAUAAAACAUUCAUCCUUGUUUUUUAAAUCUGUAAAACUGCUUAAAAUCUUUGAGGCAAAAAUAGACACAACAUUUUUGUGGAAA